Messenger RNA from Calidris pugnax (ruff), 1174 nucleotides. RefSeq names its product dual specificity phosphatase 19 (gene DUSP19). The record is from RefSeq and is a predicted model, not a curated record. NCBI's taxonomy places the organism in Eukaryota, Metazoa, Chordata, Aves, Charadriiformes, Scolopacidae. Gene Ontology annotation, cellular component: cytoplasm. Bases 63 to 707 code for a protein of 214 amino acids. The transcript has 4 exons. Gene Ontology annotation, molecular function: JUN kinase phosphatase activity. Gene Ontology annotation, biological process: protein dephosphorylation; regulation of MAP kinase activity.
GCGGUGAGCGGCGGGGGCCGGCGGCGAGCGGAGGGGGCUCAGCGGCCGCCGGUGUCCGGGCCAUGCACUCCCUCGCCCAGGAGAUCCGCAGCUUCUCCAGGGCCAACCUGCGGAAGCAGCGCACCCGCGUGACGACGCUGACCGGCCGCAGGAUCAUCGAGACGUGGCGCGGCGCCUGCCUGCAGGUGGAGGAGGACGAGGAGGCGGCUCCCGGCGGCGGCGGCUACGUACCGGACCUCAGCGCCGACCUCCAGGUCGGAGUGGUGAAGCCCUGGUUGCUGCUGGGGUCGCAGGAUGCGGCGCACGACCUGGAGACCAUGAGGAAGCAUAAGGUUACUCAUGUUCUAAAUGUGGCAUAUGGAGUACAAAAUGCCUUCCUCGAUGACUUUACAUACAAGACUAUUUCUAUUCUGGAUCUCCCAGAAACUGAUAUUACCUCCUAUUUCCCAGAAUGUUUCGAGUUUAUUGAGACAGCCAAGACCCAGGAUGGUGUGGUGCUGGUCCACUGUAACGCAGGAGUCUCUCGUGCAGCGGCCAUAGUCAUCGGAUUUCUAAUGAAUUCAGAAAGACUGAGUUUUGCUAGAGCCUUCUCCUUGGUGAAAAAGGCAAGGCCUGCAGCUUGUCCAAAUCCCGGCUUCAUGGAGCAGCUUCACAAGUACCAAGAACAGAACAUAAAAGCAAAUGGAAGCAUAAAUGACCACGACUGAUCAAAAGGGAGAAUUGAAACGAUCCGUUUUGACUCUACAGUAACAGAUGUUGGAUGUACUUUUAACCUGUCAUCUUGCAGUCCCCUUUCACACGUGCAUUUUAAAGUUUUUCUCUACACUUUUUUCCUGUGCCCCACCUUCAACCCCCCUCUUUUUUUCAGCACUUAGCAUAUAUAAAUGCCGAAUGGUAUUCCACGGCGUUCAGAGAUGAUUUUGCCCAAGAACAAGCUCUUUCUAGAGUGCUAAUAAAAAGAUAAAAGUUCACUUUUCCUUGAAAUAUUAGGGAAAAAAAACCAGAAUUAUGUUCUUUAUUGAAGCAUCAGAAAAUGCAGGCACUAGAGUAAGGAAAUAAAAUACUGGAGAUGUUGCCCUGUUUAAUACUAAACCAAAUUAUGCGUUCUAGUUAGAUACAAAAACCUAGAUAAUGUUCGUGCAAUAAAGUACCUUCAUAGCGGUUUUUAAAUUUA